Molecule: messenger RNA, 7716 nt
Organism: Glossina fuscipes
Lineage: Eukaryota; Metazoa; Arthropoda; Insecta; Diptera; Glossinidae
Gene: PIP5K59B
Product: phosphatidylinositol 4-phosphate 5-kinase type-1 alpha
Exons: 16
Coding region: 672-3152 (826 amino acids)
Biological process (GO): phosphatidylinositol metabolic process
Molecular function (GO): phosphatidylinositol kinase activity
Source: RefSeq, a predicted model, not a curated record
UCAUUUAUUUCGCCUUCAAGUAUGCAUUGACUGACAGUAGUAGGAAAAUCACUAGAAGACAAGAUUCAAGGCUUUUCGGAAUUUAUAGGUGCUUCAUUUUACUUGCAUUCCGUUUAAAAAAAAAAAGAAAAAAAAAAGCAAAAGAUAUAUUCGCGAUGAGUGGUUGAAAAAAAAAAAACUUUGAACGAAUCGUGUGUGAUUAAGUAAUCAACCAAAAACUAGAAGCAAUAGAAAUCAAAUAAUAAAUUAUUUAAUUAAUUAGAAAGUUUAAAAAAUUUAAUAAAAUAAUAAAUCAGUGUAAAAAUAGAAAUGAACAACGAUAAACGUAAUAAUGAUAAUAAUAAAAUAAUUUAUAACAAAUUCAAUAAGUCAUGAGCAAGUAACGCAGAUCAAUUACAAAAAAGCACAUUCUCACAUCUUCACAUAUAUAUACAUAACACGCACGGGCACACAUACCACACAUAGAGGCUUAAGCAAAAGAAGGAUUGUAACCUAAAAGAGUUCAGCUUAAUUUUUUUUUUUUUAUUGGUUGCGAACAUCGUAAUAAAUUGGAAAAUUAUUAUUAAAAAAAAAAAAAAAAAAAAAAAAAAAUACCCGAAAUAGAAUAUGCAAAGUGAUUGGAAUUGAAAGCGGAAGCAGCACAACAUUAACAAAAUUAAAACAAAUGAAAAAUGGCCUCGGGUGAUACGAUUAGUAAUAUAGAUCCGGAUAUAUCAUCCACAUCAAAUAUAAAAAAUACUGAUAAUCUAAGUCAAACAAGAGAAGAUGCCAUGGAUUCCUCAUUGUCUGAGGCUCAAGGACAACGGCGUAAUAAAGCCGAUAAAGAAAGAAAAAUAGGUCAUAGGCGAGUGGGCGAAGGAGGCGAAAUAACGUAUAAGAAAAUACAAACCUCUCAAAUAAUGGGCUCCAUACAAUUAGGGAUACAACAUACGGUUGGUAGCUUAGCUUCGAAACCGAAACGUGAUUUACUCAUGAUGGACUUUUGGGAAGUGGAAAGUAUAACAUUUCCUCCUGAGGGUUCUAGCCUUACGCCUGCCCACCAUUAUAGCGAAUUCAGAUAUAAGAUAUAUGCACCAAUUGCAUUUCGUUACUUUAGAGAUCUUUUCGGCAUACAACCGGAUGAUUUUAUGAUGUCAAUGUGUUCUUCUCCGUUACGCGAACUUUCCAAUCCAGGGGCUUCUGGUUCAAUAUUUUAUUUAACGGACGAUGAUGAGUUUAUAAUCAAAACCGUACAACAUAAAGAAGGAGAAUUUCUGCAAAAAUUGCUGCCGGGUUACUAUAUGAAUCUUAAUCAAAAUCCGCGUACUUUGUUGCCAAAAUUUUUUGGUUUAUAUUGCUUGCAAUCAAGUAACGGGAAAAAUAUACGUUUAGUUGUUAUGAAUAAUUUGCUGCCGUCUUAUGUAAAAAUGCAUCUCAAGUAUGAUCUCAAAGGUUCGACAUUUAAACGUAAAGCCUCUAAGGCGGAACGUGCCAAAAAAUCGCCAACAUAUAAAGAUCUAGAUUUUAUGGAGCAUCAUCCGAAUGGUAUCUUCCUGGAGGCUGAAACUUAUUCAGCCCUAAUUAAAACCAUUCAACGGGAUUGCACAGUUUUAGAAUCGUUUAAAAUUAUGGACUAUUCGUUAUUAGUUGGUAUACAUAAUUUGGAUUUGGCUACAAAAGAGAAACAAAAGAUACAAAGGCCGCCGCAAAAAAUUCAAUACCAAACUGAAGAAUCGGACAAUGAAGAAACAACGCCAACGGUGGCCAAAGCAAAUGAAACAAAUUCGGACAAUAAUGAAGACGAUACACAAAGCAAUAUAAAUCGGAAUAGUAUGGCUUACAGAUCGAACAGACAACGUUUGGUUGCUCAUUCUACCGCCAUGGAAAGUAUACAGGCCGAAAGCGAACCGAUAGACGACGAAGAUGAUAUGCCACCUGGUGGUAUACCGGCACGUAGCGAAAAAGGCGAACGCUUGUUAUUGUUCGUUGGUAUUAUAGAUAUUUUGCAAUCGUAUCGUUUAAAAAAGAAACUGGAACAUACCUUUAAAAGUAUUAUACACGAUGGCGAUACCGUUUCGGUUUGUCGUCCAUCAUUUUAUGCUCAAAGAUUUCAAAAUUUUAUGGCCAAAACCGUGUUUCGUAAAAUACCAUCACUGGAUCUCCCCGAGAUCAAAGGAAACCAUAGAAAAUUUCGUACCUUGGUUACCAGUUAUAUAGCUCUUAAGCAUUCACCUUCCAAACGAAAGAGUUUAUCAAAAGCAAUACAACGUUCAAUCGAGAGCGAUAAUGACGCGAAGACCGAUUACAGCUAUCACGAACGUCACAGCCACAAUCAUCCGCCUAGUUUACAUGCUAAUAAGAAAACUCUCCUUACCGCCCACAAGACCGCCUUGGCCACAACAGCUGGAGGUGAAGGCGGAGCUAGCUCUUCAACGGCACUCACUACGGCAGUCACAAAGUCUUCAAAGGCGCCACCUGUAAAGCAAAGGGGCCCAGCUCCGCCAUCUAGCGGUGGUAAUGCUCUUAAAGCCAAAGUCCCACCGCCUGUACCGCCUAGAGGAUCACCGCGAAAACGUGACAGCGAUAGUGGAGUUCAUGGGACGGAGCCAUCUACUCGCACACUUUCGACACCAGGCACAACGCCAUCAUGCAGUUCUACACCACCACCCGCCUUCGACGAUAUCUCAGAGGAUAGCUAUAACAAACAUAGUACCUCAUCAAUAUCGAGGCGUUCUCAUCAACAUCAACACCAUCAUCAUAAUCAACAACAGCAACAACAACAACAACAACAUCAGUAUCAUCACUCCUACAGUCAACCGCACGACCCGUAUCAUGAACGUAAAAUGAAUGUCGGUCCAGCUUAUCGUUCAACGUCAUCGUCUUCGCAAAGAGACGACAUGAUUAGUGUAUCCGAAAUACAUUUAGACACGUAUUUAGCCGUAGAUACAUCAUCGAGUAGUCAAUAUGGAUCGAGAGGCGGUCUAGCCUGGACACCGCCGGCCUCUGGCGAAGGCUCAACACCCACCUGGACCGAAGGAACACCAAGUUUCACGGAAUCUAGUUCAAGCGGAGAAUUUGAGCAUUUCUCACCAAUAAACUCGACAAAAAUUGAUCGUUAUAAACCAACAGUGGAGGAUGCCAUCAAUUCUCUAUCAUCGGAAAUGAUUAACUAACCAGUUACGGCCAAAUAUUUAAAGUAAAACGUAUGUGAAAUCAAUGCCAGAGCCUGAUGUCUGUUGUUACCCUUUAUCUUUCAUAUACAUACACACGUGGAUGCGUAUGCAUACAUAUUCAUAAACGUUUAAAUAUAAACAAAAAACAAAAAUAGGAAAAAGUUGAGAGAAUUUGUGUUCAUUUUGUAGGCUAUAGAAAAAAUGAGAGCAGAAGAAGAAAUAUCGGGAAAGAAAAAUUUGCAGAUCAUCUCAUCAUGUCAUUGUAAUGAAACAUUCGCGAAAUUGCAUGAUGAUGGAAUAUUUAGGCGAAGCUAGAUAUAUAUAAAAUGCUCGCGCGUACAAAGCUCACUUUCAUUCUUUUCUUUUCUUUCUUUUUUUUUUUUUGUUAUUUGUUUUGUUUUAUUUUUACAAAAGCAAAUCAGAAAACUUCAUCCUUAAGUUUAUAAACGAAUAGUAAAACUACGUAUACUCCUUGAAGGCAGUAGAGGGAGAUAUUUAAAGUACAAAAAACAAGCGAGAUUAAAGCGAACAUAGAUAUUCAACAUCGAAAACCAGUAGGCAGCAAUGUUUGCUUUAAAGCGAGUAUAGAUGUUUGACAUGACACGCCAAUGAGAAUAUGAUGGUGAACGAGAUAUUCGACACCGAAAACAAAUAACAAAACUAUAUUCAUCCUACGAUGAAUAUGGAUAUUUAAAAAAUUGAGAAAUUACAUUUCUUUUCGGCCAAGAUCGAAAAGAAGCGUGAAGUUGUGUUCACGUUGAGACGUAUAUGAAGGUUUGACAUAAGAAACAUCUAAGGAAACUAUAUUCAAUAAAGCGUGAAUGCACUAAAACUAUGUUUUCACCUUAGCUAUGCUCCCUUUACGACAAAAUGUCCAUAUUGGCUAUCAAAACUAAUUAGUUAAACUACAUUCACAUUAGAAGGCGUGUACGUAUACUCAAUACGAAAGAUAAGUAAGAAACUGUGUUCCCCUUAAGACGAUCAUCAUAUCAAAGUUAUUCGGCAUCAAUAGGAAAGUAUCCGUCGUAAACAGGAAAUAUUUUUUAUAUUUAACUAUAGUUUUCGACUAUCUUGAAAGCAAAAAAAUGUCUGCUCACAAAAUCUGACGUCAAACAAACUCACUGUAUUGUUGUAUUGAGUAUACUCAUCUUAUGUAUACCAUGUGCCAAGUUUCAGUUUGCCACCUCAAUUUUUGUUAAACACUAAAAGUGACAAGCAAACAAACAGAAGGGCGGACGGACGCCUUAGGAGUCUACUACAUUUUGCGGGAGCUUCAACCUCCGCUCGUUUUUUUUUAAUAUGACUCUUCACACGAGGUAUAUACCCAACGUGCAUAUAAAGGAAGGGCUAGAGAUGUGAAAGAUGUGAUAGGAAAGGAAAAGGAUGGAACAGUAGGUUAAGGGGUGUAUUCCGGGUAAGCGUUAAGCUUUUGCCUAGUCUGAGUACUUUAUGGUAUUUACUAAAAGGCUCAACAAUGGACACAUGUGCAGAAGGAUGAACGCCUAACUAAGGCUGCGUGCGCUUCACAACUAGAUACCUUACAACUCUGAAUCUACAUUAUACAUAUAGAUGUGGCAUUAUAAAUGAGAUAAUGGCAUAAUUAAGCUCUUGUCCUUAGCCGAAGAUUAUAAAACACCGUACAUUUUUUCAACCAAACCGCUUUUAUACUCUACACCACCUUUGGCAAGCUUUGUGCGGAUCUUGAGACUUGAGAUGCCCUCACCUUUUAUAAAACCGAUCGAUUCAGAAUCAUUUUUUUAAAUUUUGUCCGUCCAUAUGUCCGCCUUGCUUACUUGUGUUCAACCUAAAUGCCGCAAUUUUUUGAGAUAUUUUGAUGAAAAUUGGCACACUAACGUAUAUCGACUAAAGGGCAAAGGCUAUUGAAAAUAGUUCGAAGUGAACCAUUUUUAUGACAACUUCCCAUAUAACGCCUAAUUUUAAGAAGUUUUUCAUAUAAGUAACUAUGAGGCGGGAUAUGGUAUUUUAUGGUGGGCUUUGCUCCACUGUACGUAAUGUACGUUUUUACUUGUUGAAACAUGUGAGGAACGAAAUCGUUCUAUUGUUUCUCUUUUUUAUAAUUUUGUUAUCAUUACCGUCUAUCAAUAAUUUAAGAUCAUGACACGUUAAUAUUCUUCACAUUAGUAUACAAAACAUAAUGGAAAAUCAUGAAAAUAUUCCUGUGAGUAUUCCUUUAAAACUUAAUACAGAUUAACCUAGGAAUUAAAGGGCCUUUUCCGUAAUGUCUGAUCCCCAGGUUUAGCGGACCAAUCAAACAAUCCCGAAGCGGGGAUGGCCCUUAAGCUCGUUGUAGUUAGGUAUGCCAGAAAAGCCUUACGCCUGACUUAUUGACUGAAAAUCACUUUAACCAUAGCAUACACUUUAUCAUAAUUCUAUAACUAAUUAUUUCAUUUAAGAAUUUUUUUGAUCCUCAAAUAUUUAAAAUGCAAUGAACUUUUCAAUUAAUUAAUACGUAUUUCUUUCUCGUUUUAAAUUAACUUCUAUUUAUUAACAAUAAUUUUUUGUGGUUUGAUAUCUUCGAAGAAUGUUAAUGUUAAUUAAAGUAAUAAUUUUUUUUUUUCUUGCUCUUAAUCAAUAAUUCGCGCGUAUAUUAAACUAUUAAUUGCUCCUUAUAUAAAAUAUUAAAAUAUAAAUAAGCAAAAAAAUAAAAAAAAAUAAAUUCAUUUUCGGUCUGAACCGAUUAUUUCAUAUUCACCAUCUUUUAAAUGAGUUUACGCCAAGUCUCAAACGAAGAAAAACCCAAAAAAAAAAGAAAACAUACUCCACAAAUGAGCUUAAUUUUUAUGUAAUCGUUUUUUCUAAAUUUCAGAAGAAUUUUCAUCGUUUAUUGCUAAGAACAUUUCAAUAUUUUUCUCAUUAUACCUUAUGCCACAUGUGGUAAAGGCUUGUACAGAUGUAUACAACAAGCCGAUGACACACCUUUUAUUAGGCCAACCGAUUCGGAAUCACCUUCUGAUUCAGAACCACACCCUCAACCGAUCUGAGCUCUUGUGUCCAUCUGGCUGUUCGUCCGUCCAUCGAUGCGUCCGUUUGUCUUGUUUUUCUUUUUCAUUCAAACUACAGAUCGCAAUUUUUGGGACAUUUCGAUCAAGUUUAGUACAUGUCUCAGCCCAAGGACGAAGCCUCCUGAAAACGGUUUUUAUCGGACCGCUGUUUCGAUCACUUCCCGUAUAAUUAGCACCUUUCUUUAGAGAGACAUUAUAUAAAUAACUGUAGGGUGGUCUAAAGUAUUUAAUGUUGAUCCAUGUCCCACUCGUCGUGUUUUUACUUGUUACAAAUUUUAUAGCGAAGUUGGAUCACUGAUCGGUAGAAUAAACUUCUAUAUUACAUUAAAUAUAUCAGGAAUACAAGUGUAAGGUUUCAAUAUUCUAUCACGAUUUUGGGGGCUGAGAACGAAGGCGAAAGUCUUGAACGAAAAAUCCCAUUGUGAAUAAAAACUUAUGCAAUUCAUAGAAACCACGAUUCUUAUUUAUGGAUCUUGGCAAAGAAAAUCCAGGAUAUUUCUCACGCUAAGUGAGCACAAACAAAAAAAAUAUAAUAAACUUCCACUAAAUUUCAUCGAUUUAUUGGAAACAGUCGAAAUAAAUUAAACGUUUUUACGAUUUCUUAAUUCUUGUUAGGCGAACGGACCUAGUGCUGCACCUUCAAUCUUGAAUUCAAAGAAGAGCUCAUAUACCAAGUCUCAAGAUUGUGACAGAAUUUCACCAAUCCGCCGAUUUCUUUGCUCCUUCAAAUAUUCUAAAUAAAUUAAACCUACUUUUGGAAUGGAUCUACGGAUUAACAGCGUCUAUUCGGGGCUAAUCCACUAAGUUUCAAUAUUUCGACACUCAUCGAUUUCCUUUCCUUUCUAAGCAUUUGAAAUGGUUUGGAUCCAAUUAUAGACUUGAUGAAACGAACUGAAUCAAGAUCAUUUCAAUAAUCGAUGGAUAUCUUUUGUUUUCUAAGCAUUUAGGUCCAUUUCUAGACUUGACCAAAGAAGCUAUAUCUACACUAGAUUAAAAUUUGAUACCCCGAACUGAAACAAGAUCAAUUCAAUAACUAAUUAAUUUUUUUGGCUGCUUAACUAUUCGCAAUGGAGUAGACCUGUUUUCAGAUUUGGUUGAUGGAUUCAAGUCAAGAAUCGAUCAGUUUCUUUAAAAACUCAAAAUGGGUUAGAUUUACUUUUAGACUUCCCCUUCUUAAUUAAGAAUUUUCUACAACAAACAAGUCCUCGGUUAAACCAAGUAGCAUGACAAAAUCCUAUCUCAAAGCUCGAAUAGAUAUUUGGAGAUGUUGACAGAGCGUUCCAUUCUAUCGUUGAGCAGUUUUUACUUGAAAGGUUCAAAAAUUAGGUAAGAAAACGCAAAUCUAUAAAGAUAUUCUAUCCUAUAUGGAACUCAUGGUGGUGGAUGUACAUUGACUUGAGAUCUUUAUCCAAAUAUAUUUAUUUGUUAAUUUAUUUAUUUUUUUCGUGAACAAACGAUAAAUUGUACAAUAAAUUUCAUGUUAAUUAAUUAAAAAGCCAUAGAUAUCCUAUUAUAAAUACUUACAUAUACUAAUAAAAAAA